AUGGCUUCAACACCUGGAAUCCUCACAGAGUGGCCAUGGAAGCCUCUUGGAAGCUUCAAGUACGUACUAGUGGUUCCUUUUGUGGUUCAUAGUUGGUAUGAUAUGUUGGUGAAGGAUAAGAGUGAAAGGAACAUGGUAGCCUUUCUCAUUCUACCAUUUUUGCUGUGGCGUCUGCUUCAUAAUCAAAUAUGGAUCACUCUCUCUCGAUAUCGAACUGCCAAAGGCAAUGCAAGAAUUGUUGACAAAGGAAUUGAAUUUGAUCAAGUUGAUAGAGAAAGAAAUUGGGAUGACCAGAUAUUAUUCAAUGGAUUAGUAUAUUACUUGGCAAACUAUGCAUUUGUUGGUGCCUCACACCUUCCAUUAUGGAGAGCAGAUGGAGUGGUUAUGGCAAUGGUGCUUCAUGCAGGACCAGUGGAGUUUCUUUAUUACUGGUUACACAGAGCACUUCAUCAUCACUUUCUCUACUCUAGAUACCACUCUCACCACCAUUCUUCCAUUGUCACAGAACCCAUUACUUCUGUCAUCCAUCCAUUUGUUGAGAUCAUAUCGUACUUCCUUCUCUUUUCCGUACCAUUGUUAACCCUUGUCUUCACAAAAACAGCCUCAUUGAUGGUUGUGUUUGGAUAUGUGACGUACAUUGAUUUUAUGAACAACAUGGGUCAUUGCAACUUUGAGAUUGUUCCAAACUACCUCUUCAAAAUCUUCCCCCCUCUCAAAUACUUCAUGUACACCCCAUCGUAA
Sphenostylis stenocarpa is the source of this 741-nucleotide messenger RNA. NCBI's taxonomy places the organism in Eukaryota, Viridiplantae, Streptophyta, Magnoliopsida, Fabales, Fabaceae. The record is from the annotation of a GenBank genome assembly.